AAUUGUCGCAACUCUUGUAGAAAGCCAUCAAUUAUGUCGUCUGAUGCUCCAACGCCGUCUGCGACCGAGGCAGCUUCGAUUGAAGUGAAAGGGGAGGAAAAGGUAGCUGAGGAAAGCAAUGCGCCAACCACCACGCAGGACACCGAUAUGAACCCUGCGAACCCUCCAGAAGCUACCCCCUCUGCUGCCACUCCCGCACCCUCAACCCAACAGGGUUUGACUAAACAGGAAAAUGAGCAGCUAGAUGGGAUACUGAGACGGCUGAGCGAUGCCCGAGAUCCCGAGGAGUGAGUGUGCUGCUUGGGGAAUCAAUGGCGCAAGUUGUAUUGACGUGUGGUAAUAGUCCUGAUCGUGAAAUCGCCCUCGCAUUUCAACGGAUGCUCAAUAAACGAACUUACCCGGAUUACUUUCGCAUAAUCAAAGACCCCAUCGCGUUUAGUACCAUUCGAGUAUGUAAAUAUUGAAAAUGGCUUUCCCCGUCGUACUAACAAACCCAGAUGAAAAUCAACAAGAAACAGUAUAAGCACCAGAAAGAGUUCAUUCGAGACUUUGCCCAAGUGUUCCACAAUGCCAUGGUCUACAAUCGUCCCUCUUCCGAAGUCUACCAAGAUGCGAUUGCACUGCAGGGUCUUUUGGUGAAGGAGUUGGAAAAGUUGGUUGGAGAGAAGGUGAUAACUGCAGAAGAAGCGGCGCUUCCAGAUUUGGGCGAAAUCCCAGAAGCGGAACCUUCACCUCCUCGAGAUCCGGAUGAGGAGGACGAGGAAGAAGAUGCUGAGCCGGAACCAGAAGAGGAAGAAGAGGAAUCGGAAGAGGACGAAGAGGAAGAUGUUACAGAUGAUGACCGGCCUCGAGGACGACGCAAGAGAGGGCGCAGAUCGUCGGGUGCCAAUAAACGCGAGAAGAGACAAGAGAGUGAAAGCAAGGAGGACCCCGAAUCGCAAAAGAAACGAGGAAGGCCGCCAAAGGUUCACACUCCUAUGGAAGCCCGCAUAAACACAAUCCUCAAGACACUGCGAAAGUUUAAGAACGAUAACAAUGAGCUGAAGGUGCUACAUUUCGAGAAGUUGCCGGAUAAGACGGUGAUGCCGGAGUAUUAUCAAGAGAUCAAGCAUCCAAUUGCCAUGGACACGAUCAAGAAGAGGGCGAAGAGAAAGAAUUACCAGUCUGUAGACCAAGUAAUGAAGGAUCUAGACUUAAUGUUUGAGAAUGCUAAAUCAUACAAUUUGGAGGAUAGUCAGGUGUAUAAGGAUGCAGUGGAUUUGCAAAAGGAAGCAAAGACCAUUGCUGAACAGGAGAAGCAAAAGCCUGAUGAGGACUUUGCUGAUGAGGAUGGUCGUUUACCAUUGUCCGAGAUUCUGCACAACGGGGAACUGUGGAAAGUAGGGGACUGGAUACAUUUAGCCAACCCCAACGAUGUCACGAAACCCAUCGUCGCUCAAGUCUAUCGCACCUGGCAGGAUCCAACAGGCCAGAAAUGGAUCAAUGCAUGUUGGUAUUAUCGACCAGAGCAGACGGUACACAGGUAUGAAAAGCACUUUUUUGAAAAUGAAGUUGUCAAGACAGGUCAGUAUCGCGAUCACAAGAUUGACGAGGUGGUGGAUCGAUGUUUUGUCAUGUUCUUUACGAGAUUCAACAAGGGCCGGCCUCGUGGAUUUCCAGCCGACAAAGAGGUGUAUGUCUGCGAGGCUCGAUAUAAUGAGAUGCAGCACAAGUUGAAUAAGAUCAAGACUUGGGCGAGUUGUGUGCCAGACGAGGUGCGGGAGAAGGACUAUGAGAUGGAUCUGUUUGAUGUGCCCAGGUCGACAAAGAAGGUUCCGAGCCCCAUCAAACAUUUGCUUCGAGAAGAUGCAAAAGAAGACGAUCCGUUGCCCAAGCCGACUUGGGGAGCCCCCAAUGCUCCACCGAUCGUGGGUGCUGUCCACAGACGCCCCCGUGAAGCGAACGUAAGUUUUUGAUGUUCCUGCUCCAGCUAAUCCCAAUCCUAAUCUUUUAUCUUCAACCACCCACCCACUCAACCACCAACCACCAAGCAUCGCAUCGCAUCGUAUCGCACGCUAAUUAGAUAAAGGAAUCCCCUCCACCCGAGCCAACACCUUCACCACCACCGCCCGAGCCAGAACCUGUUCGCCGACCCAUCACGAGUGAACGCCCGCGAUACGAUAGAGAAACCUCGCUGGCGCGCACCCAUUCCAACGCUGCGCUUCCAUCCCCCAUGACGGGUCACAGUCCCCUUCCCGCCCAGUACGGGCAACAAUUUCCCUCCGCCGCUCGCCCAUCGCACUCCCCUGCGCCAUCACAUCAAAUGUCUUAUGGAGCUGUCGCCCAUAGCUCUUCCGCCCACCCUGCUGUAACCCACACCCCGCAUUAUCAAACAAGCUAUGCUCCUCAAUACACCUCUGGCGCGACUCCGAUUGCACAACCCGGUUUUGGUCAUUAUGGAGGCAACAACGCUGGAACUCCAGUCCGCCACAUAAACCCGGCUCAGGUACCUCAUCAAGCUCACAACGCCUACAACCCUCCUCGUCCUGUCGAAGUCUAUCACUUGCCCGAACCAGCCAACUUUUCCAUCCCACCUGAAAUCAGAAGUCAAUUUCAACAAGAUGAAUAUGGUCGUGUUCUCUUCUUCACCGCCCCUCCUCUUGACGCCAAUCCAAUUCCAGAGGAGAAGCGCAAUUUAACGCACAGCUUGCGAUACCUCGCCGACAAAGCACGUGCCAAGGAAGAGGAAGAAAAGAAGCGCAAGGCCCGAGAUGCUGAACUUGAAGCUGAGGCAAAUGCAAAGGCGAAGCGCAUGAAGGCCGACCAUGUUGAAGGCGAGAAGCAAGUUCUUGAAUCACAACUCAGUGUCUUCGAAGCCUGGACCAAGAACAUGGAACAAGGUACUGAUGAUUUGUACAAGCAAAUGCAUGGUGACGAUUGGAAGCAGGCUCGAGAAGCGGAUCUGGCCAAACUUGCUAUCAAGCAGCAAGAAGCUUUACAAAAGGCGCAGGAGGUUGAGAAGUUUCAUGAGACUAGUAAGAAGAUGAGAGAGGUUAAGGUUUCGGGCUUCACGUGGGUUUAGGAAAGAAAAGAACUUUGUGCUACCGUAGGUACGGGAGCACGCAUUCUAUGGAUUCUCGGGAUCCUUGAAGCGCCGUUUUGUGGAACGGGAUGGAGUUGCAGGGUAGACCAGGUUGUACUGUACUGUACUGUACUUGUAUUUUAGGAUGUGCCCCCAAAUUUGAGAUUGAGACCAGAGCGGAGGCUGGGACUGAGGCUGAGGCGUAUGGGUGGGGU
Messenger RNA from Hymenoscyphus albidus, 3276 nucleotides. The record is from the annotation of a GenBank genome assembly. NCBI's taxonomy places the organism in Eukaryota, Fungi, Ascomycota, Leotiomycetes, Helotiales, Helotiaceae.